This is a messenger RNA of Melanaphis sacchari, 1469 nucleotides long. RefSeq lists its product as uncharacterized. The transcript is spliced from 2 exons. Lineage: Eukaryota; Metazoa; Arthropoda; Insecta; Hemiptera; Aphididae. The record is from RefSeq and is a predicted model, not a curated record. The coding region runs from base 185 to 1372 and encodes 395 amino acids.
UAAAAUUAAUUUUAAUCACUAUGAUAACAGUCAAUUGGUUACUACAAUUAUGUUUGUUUCGCGAAUUUGUGAGUACAUAUUAUUUAUUAUUAUAUAAUUGGAAAUUUGUGAAUAUUUAUGUUCUAAACUUGGUUUUUUAUUUUUGCAUGACCUAUGUUAUUUUGUCAAUCUGUUCGAGUACAAAAUGCUUCAGUCAUGGUUAAAAAGAGAUAAAUCUCCAGCUGCAACUACUACAUCUGUUGAAAAUAAUAGCCCAGUCACUUCAUCACACAUAAAUAUCGAUGAACCAUCUCCAUCUACGUCUACAUCUAAACCGAUUAAACCGUUGAAUAUAAGUAAAGUAUAUGGAGACACUGAUGUUUUUCAUUAUAGUCAUAGAAAUGCCAUUGCUCAAAUAUGUGGUACAAUUUAUCGAGAAGAUGUAAAAAAAAAACAUUUGUUAUCUGAGGGUCAUAUUUUAUGUACUAGAGCACAUCGUUUGUCAUCAUUAAGUAGCAGUGAAGUCCUUAAAGACAAAUCCAGUGCCAUUGGUUUGGCUGUAUCAAAAGCUAAUAAUGAUCUUGCUUCCAAAAUAGGUAGCUGUAUGAUACAUGUGUAUAAUGAUGCUAAAAAAUUGACAUUGUCAGGAUAUUCCUUUCCCGGGCGUGUAGUAGUAUCUAGGUAUGCAUCUAAUUUUCAAAUGAAUUCAAAUGAAUUUGAAAUGAACAAUACAGAUUUACAAUACUUAUCCCCGAAUGGUCACCGUAAUUUUUUAGAAUGUAUUGCAAAUACUGAUAAAUCAAGAGUCAUCGAUACAAUUUUAAAUACAACUUUGGCUAUUUCCUUAAGAUGUGACGGAAGUGUAGAUCGGAUGCAGGUUGAUAAAAUUUAUGUUUUAGUUAAAAUAAUUAACAACGAUGGUAGUGCAGAAUUACUAUUUUUAGGUGCAGAUGAACCAAAAGAGCGUGGGGUUAAAGGCAUGAUUAGAGCAAUUGAAGAUGGAUGUGACAAACUAUUUGGUGAGGGUAGCUUCAAAAAAAUUAUUUUAAAAACUUCAUCUAUUGUGACCGAUGGAGCCAAAUGUAAUACAGGGGAAAAAAAUGGAUUAUGGGCAUUACUAAAACAAAUGCGUCAUGUGAGUGCUGAUGAAAAUACUGAGGCUGAGACAUCAAUACCUCCUUUAAUGACCAUAUGGUGUGCAGCUCAUCGGUCUAACUUGGCAUGGAAGUCUGUGUCAGAAAGUGUUAGAGAAUUAAAACAUAUUGUUAUUGAAUUAGUUGCAAUAAGUUCAUUUUUCCAUACAUCAGGACUUCGUACACGUGAACUUAAAAGUAUUGCCGAAGAAAAAAAAUUAAGCCUAAUGAGAUUACCUAAAUUGUUUGAAGUAAGGUAGAGUGAGUUCACUUAUGAUCUUUUGAAUUCAAUAUUAGUGUCUUGGAAUGUGUUGGUUUUAUAUUUUAUGAAAUCAACAGAAAAGUCAUCCAUAGGAU